AGUGAAGCAAAACGCAUCGCAGAAAAAAAAAAACCCGUUUAUAACUCUCUCUUCCCCUUUCUCUCUCUUAACUAUUUCUCUGCUAAAUCUCCUCCUCCAGAUCUCUCUCUCUCUAAAUUUGUUCAUACCUCUCCUAAAUUCCUUCUCUCAAACCCCCAAAGAAUCAAUCAUUCAACAAAUCAAUCAAUGGCCUCCUCUGCACCUCCCGUCCUCCCAAUCUCCAAUACCCAACCCAUCACCGUCCCCUCCGCUGUCUCCGGCGGCACCGCCCAAUCCCAGCCGCCGAUUGCCACCCCUGCCUUCCGCUCAUUCAUCAACAACAUCAGUGAAACCGUCCGCAACGGCCUCUCCCAACGCCGCCCCUGGUACGAACUUGUCGACCGCUCCGCCUUCUCCAAACCCGAAUCCCUCUCCGACGCCACUCUCCGGAUCCGCAAGAACUACUCCUACUUCCGCGUCAAUUACCUCUCUCUCCUCGCCGUCGUCCUCGCUGUCUCUCUCCUCACCAACCCCCUCUCUCUCAUCCUCCUCCUCGGCCUCCUCGCCGCCUGGCUCUUCAUGUACCUCUUCCGCCCCUCCGAUCCGCCCCUUGUCCUCUUCGGCCGCGCAUUCUCCGAGAGGGAAACCCUAGGGGUCUUGAUCGUGUCGACCGUGGUCGUGAUCUUCCUCACCAGCGUUGGAUCAGUUCUCAUCUCCGCUCUCAUGGUUGGAAUGGCCAUUGUUUGCGCUCACGGCGCUUUUAGGGUUCCGGAGGAUCUGUUCCUCGACGAACAAGAACCAGCUGCCACCGGAUUCCUAUCCUUCCUUGGUGGUGCUGCCUCCAAUGUCGCCGCCUCUGCCGCACCUGCUGUUGCUGCGCGUAUCUGAGGAUCCGAUCCUUGCGUUUGCUAGGAGGAUGAUUUGGGUAAUAGGUAGUCGUUUUUCGAUCAAUUCGGACAUUUUGGUAGAAAUUAAUAAUGGAAUUCAAACAAUUUCAAGAUUCUCUAUACGUGUAGAUUGGGUAUAUGUAAUUUUGCUGGUGGAUCUAUCAAUUUCUUGUUUUUGUUACUGAUGGAUGAUACGUUAAGCGUUAUAAAUUGACAGAAUUGUUUAUUUUUUUAAAAAAAUAAUAUAAAAUAGUUGGUUUAUUGAUUUAAA
Messenger RNA from Cornus florida, 1137 nucleotides. Its product is annotated as PRA1 family protein B4-like. NCBI's taxonomy places the organism in Eukaryota, Viridiplantae, Streptophyta, Magnoliopsida, Cornales, Cornaceae. Gene Ontology annotation, biological process: vesicle-mediated transport. Gene Ontology annotation, cellular component: Golgi apparatus; endoplasmic reticulum. The record is from RefSeq and is a predicted model, not a curated record. The transcript has a single exon. The coding region runs from base 187 to 867 and encodes 226 amino acids.